UCCUCUUUAAUUUAUUCCUGCAAAAAAGAAAAAAAAAACCAAAAAAUAUAAUAAAAAGGAAAAAAACCGAAAAAAGAAAGCCAGAAGAAACCCUAGUUUUCUAUCACCUUUAGUGAGUCAUCGUCAAUCAAAACUCAAACCUUGAAACCAGAUAUCUCUGUAUCGGUUUGUGUUUGUAUCGACUCUUUUUUUGUUUUUUGUUUUCAAUCGUAUUGUUCAAUCUCCGAUACUGCAAUGGCGUCUGUUCCUCCACCAACGGCGCAGCCAAUCCAGCAGCAGUCUCAGCAGCAGCAGCAGCAACCACCGCAAGUACAGACGCCUGUGGCGUUCACCAACGCUUCUCUGUACGUUGGAGAUCUCGACCCUUCGGUUGGUGAAGCCCAGCUCUAUGAUCUGUUCAGUCAGGUUGCCCCAGUUGUUUCGGUUCGUGUUUGCCGAGACCAGAUCAGGAGGGUCUCACUUGGCUAUGGUUAUGUUAAUUAUAACAACCAUCAGGAUGCUACUAAUGCUUUGGAGCUCUUGAAUUUUACACCCAUUAAUGGGAAGCCUAUAAGGAUUAUGUUCUCACAUCGAGAUCCUAGUAUUCGAAAAAGUGGAUAUGCCAAUGUUUUUAUCAAGAACCUUGAUACAUCAAUAGAUAACAAAGCAUUGCAUGAUAUUUUUGCUUCUUUUGGCACUGUCCUUUCUUGCAAGGUGGCCACUGAUAACAAUGCUCAAUCAAAAGGAUAUGGAUUUGUACAGUUUGACCAGGAGGAGGCUGCACAGAAGGCCAUUAAACAGUUAAAUGGAAUGCUGAUAAAUGAUAAACAAGUAUAUGUUGGUCUUUUUGUUCGCCGUCAGGAAAGGGAUAGAACAAAUGGAUCAUCAAGGUUCACUAAUGUAUAUGUAAAAAAUUUAUCUGAAGCUAUUACAGAUGAGGACCUUAAGAAAGUUUUUGGCGCUUAUGGUCCUAUUACUAGUGCGCUUGUUAUGAAGGAUUCAAAUGGAAAAUCGAGAAGCUUUGGUUUUGUGAAUUUUCAGAACCCAGAUGAUGCUGCUUCUGCAGUUGAGAAGCUAAACGGAACUACUUAUGAUGACAAGGUUUGGUAUGUUGGGAAGGCUCAGAAAAAAUCCGAGAGAGAAGCUGAGUUAAAGGCUAAAUAUGAACAGGAAAGAAAUGGUAGGCUGGAAAAGCUACAAGGUGCUAACUUGUAUCUAAAAAAUCUUGAUGAUACCAUUGACGAUGAGAAAUUGAAGGAGUUAUUUUCUGAAUUUGGCACAAUAACAUCCUGCAAGGUCAUGCUUGAUCCUCAAGGACUGAGCAAGGGAUCAGGUUUUGUGGCAUUCUCUACCCCAGAGGAAGCUACCAGAGCUGUAAAUGAAAUGAAUGGGAAGAUGAUUGGACGGAAGCCUCUGUAUGUUGCUGUGGCCCAAAGGAAAGAAGAAAGAAAGGCACGGCUUCAGGCUCACUUUGCUCAAAUCCGAGCACCUGGUGGAAUGGCACCUGUGCCGUCAGGUAUGCCUGGGUUUCAUCCUGGUGGCCCUAGGCUAACUCCUCAGCAGCUGUAUUUUGGUCAAGGUACUGGUCUGAUCCCACCUCAGCCGGCAGGGUAUGGGUUCCAGCAACAACUCUUGCCUGGAAUCCGACCUGGUGUUGCUCCAAAUUUUAUUAUGCCAUACCACCUCCAGAGGCAAGGACAGCCUGGACAACGAAUGGGAUUAAGGCGAGGCGGAACCCCACAACAGAUGCAGCAGCAGUUGAUACAGCGUAAUGCAAAUCAAAGCUUUAGAUUCAUGCCAAAUGCACGGAAUGGAGUUGAGCCAUCUAUGGUACCUCAGGGCCUUAUGGGUCCAAUGAUGCCUUUGCCACUUGAUGUUUCUGGGAUGCCUGUGUCUCCAAUGGAUGUGUCACGUCCUGGACCAGUGCCGAUAACAACUCUUGCUUCUGCUCUAGCUUCUGCAAGCCCAGAACAUCAACGCUUGAUGCUUGGUGAACAACUGUUUCCUCUUGUGGAACGUAUUGAACACGACCUUGCUGGGAAAGUCACUGGGAUGCUGCUGGAGAUGGAUCAGACGGAGGUCCUCCAUCUCAUAGAGUCUCCAGAUGCACUGAAGAAAAAGGUUGCUGAGGCGUUGGAUGUCCUCCGGUUAGCUGCAACUGGCUCGGAUGCCUCUGACCAGCUUGGUUCACUGUCAUUAAAUGACUAAAUCAAUUUGUUUCUAUUGGUGUGUGCAUUCCUUUUUGUGUGCUCGGGGCCCAAUUUUUUUAAACAGGGCAUGGUGAGUUGUCUUUGUUUGGGAUUUCCUCCGAACUAAUUUUAUAUAUAGGUCUAUGGGAUUCUUUUUGGUGAGUUUGAGACUGUUCUCCGACAUUUGUCAGCGACUUUUAGGAUUUUAUGGUAAUUUGCGAUGGAUACUUGUUAUUAUAUUA
Molecule: messenger RNA, 2410 nt
Organism: Nelumbo nucifera (sacred lotus)
Lineage: Eukaryota; Viridiplantae; Streptophyta; Magnoliopsida; Proteales; Nelumbonaceae
Product: polyadenylate-binding protein 3
Molecular function (GO): RNA binding
Source: RefSeq, a predicted model, not a curated record